Danaus chrysippus (African queen) is the source of this 459-nucleotide messenger RNA. NCBI's taxonomy places the organism in Eukaryota, Metazoa, Arthropoda, Insecta, Lepidoptera, Nymphalidae. The record is from the annotation of a GenBank genome assembly.
AUGGGUAAAAGAUCUAAGUCAGAAAAUAAAGAAGAAAGUGGUAGUGAAAUAAAAAAACCAAAUUUAGAUGGGCCGGUUUUAGACAAUAAACAUGAUUCAUCUGAAAACGGCGAAGACUCAGUACAACAAAGAAUUUCAGGUAAUAAAGAAAUUACAUCGAAUACAGAAGAUAAAACUUUGAAGAAAAAGAAGGGUCGCAAAAAACCAAAUAAACCUUUAGCGGAUAAUGUAACACAAAAUAAAAAGAUUAUAUUUAAUGACGACAAUGAAGCUCAGGAAGUGCCUUUAAAUGUUCCAAAGAAAAAAAAUAAAAAAGUAACAGAACCUCAAGAAGAAGAACCCACAGAGGAAGAUAUAGAUCAGUUUUGUUCCGAAAUUAAAGAGGAAGACAAUGUUGAAUAUGAAAAUUGGGUUAAAUUAAUAGAAGCUAAAUUAUCAUCGAAUAAAAAGAAAACUUAA